AUGAUAGCGAACGAAACAACGGAUGUCUCAGCCAAAUCUCAGAUGGUUGUAAUUUUUAGAUACAUUCAAAAUGGAGAUCCCGUAGAACGGGUUUGGACUUAUUUGGAGCCACAAAAUUUAACUGCAGAGAGUUUGACUGCUGGUAUUCUCAGUGUAUUGGACCCUAUUUUAGAAAACUCGAAAGAAAAGUUAAUAGCCCAAAGUUACGACGGAGCCACGGUAAUAAGCGGUAGAAAUACUGGUGUUCAGGCACGAAUCAAAGAAAAGUACAACUUCGCUCAUUUUGUACAGUGCUAUGCGCAUCAGCUAAAUUUAAUCAUGUCUAAGGCAGCAUCUGAAAGUCCCCAAGUUCGACUCUUUUUUGGAAAUCUUCAAGAAUUACCUUCUUUUUUAAAAAUUCUCCGCAACGCGUAG
Ceutorhynchus assimilis (cabbage seed weevil) is the source of this 414-nucleotide messenger RNA. NCBI's taxonomy places the organism in Eukaryota, Metazoa, Arthropoda, Insecta, Coleoptera, Curculionidae. The record is from the annotation of a GenBank genome assembly.